AUGGACAAGCUUCAAAAAAAGGCAACGUGUAUCAAAGACACACUGAUACGCAUUCACGAAUAUGUCAAAGAUCACUUAGAUACAGCUUAUAAGCACGAACUUUCAGUAAGAAAAGAUGCUUUCAUUGAAAAUUAUCAACAAUUUCUAGAUGUACAGUAUCAAAUAGAGGCUAGAGAUGAAUCUAAAGAAACCGAACGUAUUGCAGUCGAGACAAUGUACUACGAUACUUUAGCUUUAUGUAAACCUUUCUUAGACGAUGGCAAUACGGUAACAAAUCAAAAUAGCUCAAGUAAUGUUUAUGUAGAUAAUAGUUCAAUCAAACUCCCUCACGUGAAUGUUCCCAUCUUUACAGGCAUAGCUGAAGAAUGGGACGCAUUUUUCGAUGCAUUUACUGGUAUGAUACAUAAUAACCAAAAAUUAACGGACAUUCAACGUUUCUAUUAUCUCAAAGGUUUUUUAAAAAACGAACCGCUUAACUUAAUCAACAAUUUAAGAUUAACGUCAGAAAACUACCCGGCAGCAUUAAAAAUACUCAAAAAACGUUUCGAUAAUAAAUUCGACAUUAUUGAAGCUCAUAUUUCUAGUAUUUUGGACAUACCUCCCAUCGCUAAAGGGAAUGCCCAAAACUUGAGAAACUUCUUAACUGAUGUUCGACAACACUUGAGUUCGUUAGAAGCGCUAAAAAUGCCAGUUGAACAUUGGGAUGUAAUCCUUGUAUGCAUUCUUACUAAAAAAUUAGAUUUUCAUACUCACAAAGCAUACGAGUUAGAAAAAACAAAAACCGAAUUACCCACUGUGGAAAACUUUUUAGACAUCGUGGAACGUCAGUGCAGUGCCCUUGUAAAGGUGGCACAUUCCACUCACAGCAAUCAAAACAAACAGAAACAGCGCACAUUCACACAUGUAACUAGCGAAUUUUCAAAUACUCAUUUCGAACACAAAUGCGAAUUUUGUUCUAACAAAAAACAUUCAAUUUAUCAAUGUCCUAAAUUCAAGGCAUGCACCGUGGAUCAAAGACAGGAAUUUGUUACUAAAAACGGUUUAUGUUACAAUUGCAUAAAAAAGGGUCAUUCAACAAAUCAAUGCAAGUCGAGCAAUUGUAGACUUUGUGAUAAGCGGCAUCAUACUUACUUGCAUAAACCUACUUCAAAUAUACAGGGCGUUUCGACGAAUACAUCCGAGAGUAAAUCUGAUACUGCGGGCAACGCUACGGUUUUACAUACUAACAAUACUAACAACGUACAAGUAUUAUUACCCACAGCGCAAAUAAAUGUUGUCACUGCUAACGGAAAAUUUAUACGUGCAAGAGCGUUGUUAGAUUCUGGAAGCCAAACUUCAUUUAUCACAACUAAAUUAUUUAAACAAACCGAUUUACGGGCCUACAAUCAAAAUAUUCAAGUUUUAGGUUUAUCUUCUAAUCCGAUACAAGUAACAAAAAUGGUAGAUAUAAAAAUACAAUCACGUAUUACAGACUUCACAGCCAAAUUGUCAUGCGCAAUUUUAGACAGCAUUACUGCAGAUUUACCACAUUAUCCAGUUAACACAAAUAAGUUUACCAUACCUGACUAUAUCGCAUUAGCAGAUCCAGAAUAUCAUACUCCCACGCAAGUUGAUAUACUCAUUGGAGGUGACUUAUUUUUUGAAAUAAUGUCAUUCAAAUCAAAACAACUUGGAAACAAUUUACCGUUUCUCCAAGAUACAAAGUUAGGCUAUAUUGUAACGGGCAAGGCUCCGACAAGUUACUCGCAUCAAGUAAGAGCUUUAUGUUCAACCUCAACAAGGGACGUCGACGAAAUAAUUUCGCGUUUCUGGAAAUUAGAAGAAGUCACUUCUAACACUAAUAGCAUUCAUUUUCGUAAUCCCAAAGAGCGAUUAUGCGAGAAAUCAUUCGUGGAAAAUACUAGUCUUUCCAAUGGCCACUUCACAGUGCGUUUACCAUUCAUUGACGAUACAGCUCGUUCUCUACUAGGCGGAUCUUUUAACAUGGCGUUACGUAGAUUUUACUCAUUAGAACGACGUUUAUUAAAAGACGAAAAACUCCAACUAGAAUACAAAAAAUUCAUUCAUGAAUAUAUUUCCCUUGGCCACGCGAAAUAUUCAAAUCUCGAUUUGUCAAUAUUCAAAAACGACAACACCGACGGCUACUUCCUACCGCAUCAUCCGGUGAUUAGGGAGUCUAGUCUUACUACAAAACUACGAGUCGUUUUCGACGCUUCGCUAAAGACCACCAGCGGGUAUUCAUUGAACGACAUACUUUUGACUGGGCCAACAGUGCAGCCUGAACUAUUCGACAUACUAUGUAGGUUUCGCACACAUAAAUACGUGAUUACAGCAGACAUCGAAAAGAUGUAUCGGGGAAUAAAAGUAGCAGAUCAAGACACUGACUUGCAGCGCAUUCUGUGGAGAGAUAAUCCAAACGAUCCUUUACAAUGCAUUACGUUAGUAACAGUUACGUAUGGAACAAGCGCAGCUCCGUUUCUAGCAACACGAAGCCUAGUCAAAUUAGCGGACGAUUACGCAACCGACUAUCCAUUAGCUAGUAACGCUUUACGUCAGGACACCUACGUAGAUGAUAUCCUUUCGGGAUCAGAUACUCUUGUAGGUUUAGCAGAACUCAAAGCUCAAUUAAAUGAGUUACUAUCGCUAGCAAGUUUCAAGCUCCACAAAUGGGUUUCUAAUCAAAAAUCGGUUCUCUGUGAUACUACCACGUCUUCAGCAGACAAAGUUGACAUUCAUUUAACAGACAAUGAUCUAUCAGUUAAAACUUUAGGACUUGGCUACAAUCCUACUACGGAUAUGUUUCAGUUUAGCUCACCAAUCGAUCAACCGGUUACUAAUUGUACUAAGCGAAAUAUCUUAUCAUUUAUCGGAAAAAUGUUCGAUCCAUUGGGAAUUUUGGGACCAGUUAUAAUUCGAGGUAAACUACUACUACAACAAAUUUGGUCUAGAAAUCUCAAUUGGGAUGAUCCCCUACCUCCUGAUAUAUUAAAACAGUGGCAAGAAUUCGAGAAAGGUAUCAUACACAUGACCGCCAUAUCUGUACCUCGGUGGCUAUUUCUUAGUGAUUCUAUAAUUGCGAUAGAGAUUCACGCUUUUUCUGACGCCUCAGAAAAGGCAUACGGUCGAUGGAACACCUUCGUAGCCAACAGAGUUAGCGAAAUUCAAGAAUUGACCAACGGGUUUCAACGGAGCCACGUGAAAACAAAAGACAAUCCAAGCGAUGUUUUGUCUCGCGGAACAGAUCCAAAUUCACUCAUCACGAAUGGGAUUUGGUGGAACGGUCCCACCUGGCUCUGCAAAUACGACAAUUCUUUUCCAAAUGCCGGAACCGUGGAAAUAGAACUUGAACUACCAGAACAACUUCAAGACUCUUCCACCAACCAAGGUAUCACCUGGAAGUUCAUACCACCACAUAGCCCGCACUGGGGUGGUAUUUGGGAGUCAGGCAUCAAAUCUGCUAAGUAUCACAUUAAACGAGUAAUUGGAAACUUAACUCUUACUUACGAAGAACUGGCUACAGUGCUUAACCAAGUAGAAGCCAUUCUUAACUCUAGACCGUUGUGUUCGUUAUCAAACGACCCCAACGAUUUACAAUAUCUAACUCCAGUGCUCGUCAAAGACGAAAAUGUGCCUCCUUUACAAUGGCCGUUGGCUCGAGUUACUAAGAUCAUUCCUGGUCGCGAUGGUCGCGCACGGGUAGUUGAGAUUAAAACCAAAGCAG
Molecule: messenger RNA, 3721 nt
Organism: Anoplophora glabripennis (Asian longhorned beetle)
Lineage: Eukaryota; Metazoa; Arthropoda; Insecta; Coleoptera; Cerambycidae
Exons: 4
Molecular function (GO): nucleic acid binding; zinc ion binding
Source: RefSeq, a predicted model, not a curated record